This is a messenger RNA of Cryptomeria japonica (Japanese cedar), 1875 nucleotides long. Its product is annotated as MLO-like protein 6. The transcript has 15 exons. Gene Ontology annotation, cellular component: membrane. The record is from RefSeq and is a predicted model, not a curated record. The coding region runs from base 1 to 1725 and encodes 574 amino acids. Lineage: Eukaryota; Viridiplantae; Streptophyta; Pinopsida; Cupressales; Cupressaceae. Gene Ontology annotation, biological process: defense response; transmembrane transport.
AUGGCAGGAGGCAGCGAUGCAGAUUCUAGAUCUUUAGAACAAACGCCCACCUGGGCUGUGGCCAUUGUUUGCCUGGGCUUUGUACUUAUUUCUAUAUUACUUGAACAAGCUAUACAUUUCCUUUCAAGGUGGCUCAAGAAACGCCGAAAGAAAUCCCUGGGGAAAGCAUUAGAUAAGAUCAAAGAAGAAUUGAUGCUGUUGGGAUUUAUCUCGCUUCUGCUUACUGUUGGGCAGACAAAAAUUUCUCAGGUUUGUAUAUCUGAGAGCUUAGGAGACUCUUUGCUUCCCUGUCCAAAGGAGGAGGCCUCAGAAGUUGAAGAGACUGAAAAGUUUUCAUUACCUGGACACCAUCGUAAGCUCAUGUUCUUAGCUUCUGAAAUACCAUUAAGGCGUAGCUUGGCCACAGACGAAAUUCAAAGUGGUCAUUGUGCUAAUAAGGGGAAGGUUCCUCUCAUAUCACAAGAUGGACUCCAUCAACUGCACAUAUUCAUUUUUGUUUUGGCUGUUUCUCAUGUCUUGUCUUGCAUUGUAAUCAUGACGUUAGGAUGGAUAAAGAUGAAGAAAUGGAAAGCAUGGGAGGAAGAGACUAAAACAUUGGAUUAUGAGUUUUCAACCGAUCCUUCGAGGUUUAGAUUUACUCGUGAAACUACUUUUGGAAGGAGGCAUAUGACUUUUUGGUCUACAACACCAAUUUUCAAUUGGAUUGUGUGCUUUUUCAGACAAUUUGUUAGAUCUGUGCCUAAAGUUGAUUAUUUAACAUUGCGCCAUGGAUUCAUACUGGCUCACUUUGCUCCCCAUAGUAGAUUUGAUUUUCAAAGAUAUAUAAGAAGAUCAUUGGAUGAUGACUUUACUAGUGUUGUAUCCAUCAGUCCACCUCUAUGGUUUUUUGCGAUCUUAUUUAUGCUACUCAACAGAAGAGGGUGGUUCACAUUUAAUUGGCUCUCCUUCAUUCCAUUGAUUAUUCUUUUGAUAGUGGGAACAAAGCUGCAAGUCAUAAUAACUAGAAUGGCAUUGGAUAUCCAAGAUAGAAAUCCUGUUGUGCAAGGAGCUCCAGUAGUGAAGCCCAAUGAUCAACUAUUUUGGUUUGGUCGACCCAAGUUGAUUCUAUAUCUUAUUCAUUUUACCCUAUUUCAGAGCGCUUUCCAGUUGGCUUUCUUCUUUUGGGCAUGGUAUGAAUAUGGUCUGCAAUCGUGCUUCCACGAUCGGGCGGCAGAUAUUAUAGUUAGAAUAACCUGUGGGGUUGCAGUUCAAAUACUUUGUAGCUAUGUAACUCUCCCUCUCUAUGCUCUUGUGACACAGCUAGGAACAAACAUGAAAACAACCAUAUUUGAUGAAAGAAUAGCUACAGCUUUGAAGAAGUGGCACCAGAGAGCAAAGAAGAACCUUAGACAAAAAAGACAUGAUGAUCUGUCAAGUGGACCAACUACUCCAUAUGAAGGAUCUUCUCCGGUUCAUCUUCUUCGCAAGUAUCUAAGUUCAGGAGACUUAGAAAGUGCCCAAAAAUUAGAGCAGGUUGAAUAUGAUAUUGAAGCGGAUGCACCCUCCCCUUCUCAACAUUCUCACCACAAUGCUAAUGAGAAUUCAAAGGAACAAAUAGCGGAAGAGAAACAAGAUGUUCAAACACUUGGGUUUGAGUUGAGCUUUGAUCAUUUUCGAAAUGAAAAUUUAAAAAACGUUAUCUCUACUUCUCACAGGGAGAACGAUUCAAGAAAGGAGGACCGUUAGCAGAAGUGGUCGACAAAAACACUAAUAUUCAACAAAAUAGAAAACAAUCUGUGAAGAUAAUUUUUGGUCAUAGAAAUUUAUGAGGGUUUGUAAAAUAGGUCAAAUGCACAAUGAUCUCAUCUUUUUUAAUAUUAUUGGUGUAUUAUAUGU